AUGCAGCAACGACGAGAUGAGAUUCUUGCCAAGAAGGCGAAGCUCGCAGAGCUUAAGCGCCAGAGGGAGCUUCGGGCCUCUCAGAACCAAACCCAGGCGGUAUACACCCGCACUGGUAUGAGCUCUCCUAACGAGCAGCUAGUAUCACCGACGCCAGGACGAGCAGACAGUCGCCGCGAGAUCGAGUCCCUCAUUGACAGCUUAGUUGGCAGUAGUAGGCCCAGCUCAAUUGGGACAGGACCCCCUGGCUCACCAGCGCCUCGUGGGAGCAGGCCGAAUAGUGUUCUUAGUGGCGGCGAAAUCAGCAAUGUGACCUCGGAAUGGACGACUUCCAUGGCUGGGCAAGGCGGGCAGACUACCCCAGGCCCUACACCUGUGGCGCUGAACCUGACUACUGUUCCCUUGACAACCGUAUAUGAAUGUCCGCCCUCUCCUGUGAAAGAGGUCUAUUCAUACAGCAAAGGUGUACAGACCACAGAUGAAUGGACACUCCCUGAUAGGACAAGAGACGAGUCGAUAGCCUCCGAUACAGACGAUUUCAUGGGACCGACUUCAACGCCCAACAAGAGGCUGAGCAGGAAAGAACGGGACCGAGAGGAGGAGCUGCGUGAAAAGAUUAGACUGGAAGUGGAAGAAGAGCUGCGAGCGGCCAAAGAGCUUUUGGGCGAGGGUGCUGCAGGGACACAACCCUUUUCAACAACCAACUAUCCAAUCAGAGAGCUUACUGCCGAAGAACUCGAGGCUGUUACUCACUCAGACGAAUUUGCGGAUUUUCUGGAGCAGUCGACCAAAGUGAUUGAGAGAGCCCUAGAUCAAGAGACAUAUGAUAUUCUUACAGACUAUGCCCUGCAUGGCCAAGACCUCGAGGACAAGGAUGAAGAGAGUGGUAAUACGGGAGGUAAAGGAGGGCAUAGAGUCAAGGAGGUGACACAAUUCUACGAUGAUCGUUGGUCUAAAAAGCGAAUGAUUAGCGGGAUUGAUUUCUCUCCCAAGUUCAACGAGCUGGUGCUCGCUUCCUACACCAAAAACCCGACAGCACCUCACGAGCCGGAUGGGCUUGUCCAGGUGUGGAAUAUUCAUAUGCAUAACCGACCAGAAUACGUCUUUACCGCACAGUCGGACAUUCUCACAGCAAAAUUCUCGCCAUAUCACCCAAACCUCAUCGUUGGUGGUUCGUACAGUGGCCAGGUUCUGUUGUGGGAUACUCGAGCAAAGUCUGCGCCGGUCCAGAAGACCCCGUUGACUGGCUACGGUCACGCACACCCGAUCUACUCUGUUGAUAUUGUGGGCACACAAAACGCCAACAACAUUAUUUCCUGCUCUACAGAUGGGGUCGUUUGCGGCUGGAGCAUGGAUGUAUUUGCACAGCCGCAAGAGCUGCUCGAGCUGAAGAAUCCCAGCCAGGCUAAAGUGGCUGUUGAGGAUGUCAGCCCUACAUGCCUUUCGUUCCCUCAAACUGACCCGACAUUCUUCCUCGUAGGAAGCGAAGAGGGAACUAUUUUCCCUUGCCACAGAUACGACCGUGCCGGCGCCAAGGCCGGUGUUGACAAGAAGAUUAGCUACAAGGGACACAUGGCGCCUGUCAUGUCUGUUGACUUCCAUCCCGCCCGAGGCCCUGUGGAUCUCGGCGAUUUGGCCAUCUCGUCGUCUCUUGAUUGGAGUGUGAAGCUUUGGAAGGUUCGUGCUCCUGCGGCCACUUCGACUAUUGGUGGUGCCGUAUCGCCACUGCUUGAUUUUGUUCGCGAGGACGUUGUCUACGAUGCCAAAUGGUCACCCGUGAAACCCAGCGUCUUUGCCCUGGUAGAUGGAGCUGGCUGGUUGGAGUUCUGGGACAUCGCAAUUGAUACGGAAGAGCCGGUGUCGAGAAUAACGCCGAGCAGCCGGCAAGACGGCAGGACGAUGCUGUCCAAGAGCUUGAACAAGGUGGCCUGGGAACCCAAUGACGGCAAACGCAUUGCAACCGGUGGCAUUGACGGCUCUCUGACAGUCUUUGAGGUGGCUAGCGGUCUGGGCGGCAAAGAAGGACUCAAGAAUGAGGAAUGGGCAAAUGUCAAGAAGCUGGUCAACAGGGUGGAGGCCGUGGGCAUGAAUGGCGCGAUGAUUGUCUAG
Molecule: messenger RNA, 2109 nt
Organism: Trichoderma gamsii
Lineage: Eukaryota; Fungi; Ascomycota; Sordariomycetes; Hypocreales; Hypocreaceae
Product: dynein intermediate chain, cytosolic
Exons: 2
Coding region: 1-2109 (702 amino acids)
Biological process (GO): transport along microtubule
Cellular component (GO): cytoplasmic dynein complex
Molecular function (GO): dynein light chain binding; dynein heavy chain binding
Source: RefSeq, a predicted model, not a curated record